Hydra vulgaris (swiftwater hydra) is the source of this 1740-nucleotide messenger RNA. RefSeq lists its product as uncharacterized. The record is from RefSeq and is a predicted model, not a curated record. NCBI's taxonomy places the organism in Eukaryota, Metazoa, Cnidaria, Hydrozoa, Anthoathecata, Hydridae.
AAAAAUUUAAAGUAAACUAUGUCAAAAAUACCAAGAAAAAGAUUUUCUUAUGGGCUUACCAAACAAAAAAAGAAGGAAAUUUCUUCUUGGAGAGAUAUUACCAGAAAGAGUUUAACAACAUCUAAAAAUAAUGAAUCAAUUACUAGUCCAUUUAAAAAUGUUCAGUUGCUAGAAAGUUCAGUUAGUUUUGAUAACGAUCCUUUUGCAUAUGACGAAGAAGAUGAUCAACAUUCUAUUAAUGAUUCUACUGAAAUUUCCUCAGACAAAGCAACACCUAGAAAGUAUUCCCCGAAAAAAGAAAUAAAACAAAAUGCAAUAAAAAAUGCAACUUCAGAAAAGUUAAAAUCAUCUAGAGUACUUUCUUGUGAAAGUAAUAUUAUCUCCCCAAAAAAAACCAAAAUUAAAGCUAAAUCUCCUAAAAAAAAUAUGUUACUCAACAAACCAAAAAAUCAGAAAUAUCAAGUGACAAAUAAAAAAUGCGAUGUUACUUAUAUAAAUGAGUUUGAUAUUUUAGUUGUUAAUGAAAAACCAAAAAGUCCAAGACUAAAAAAUCAUAAUAAAACACAAACAAGUAUAAAAAGAAAAAGACGAUCAAAAGAGAGUCCUAAAGAAGAAAGUGAUGAUUUUGUUGACUUUCAAGUAUUAGAUACAAAAACAAAUCCUUUAGAUAUUUCUGAAAAGGAUUUUGCCUUGAACCAACAACAUUCAGUUGAAACUAUUAUUAAAAAAAACAUAUUUAGUGAAAGUAUAGACGACCAUGUAUGUAUGGAUCAUGAUAGAUUACAAGAUAUAAAUUGUUCAUUGUCUACUUUUCAAGACUCGACACAAGAAAAAUUUCAAGAAAGUUCAUCACAAGAAACAUCAGCAUGUGAAACAUCAUCACAAGAAGUGUCAUCUCAAGAAACUUCACAAAACAAAAAACCAAGUUCUCUUUUUUCAUAUUACAAUGAUUUAAAGAAAGACAAACACAAGAGAAAAAAUAUUUUUGCUAAUUCAAAUAAAUUUCAUGUAAAUAAAGAUGACAAUAAUUUUGAUGAUUAUGUCGAAUCUUCCAUAACAACAGUUCAAAAAUUAGAUACAUUUAAGAUUUCAGCUUCACCUGAAAAAAAGCGCCUUAUUGAAAAUAAAACCGAAGGUUUGAUUUCUGAUAAACAAGUUACUGACAAAACAAAUGAAAAUAAGCGCAAAAUAAUCGAUAAGAGAAGGAGAUUUUCAGCUUUGCCAACUGAUGUCACCACUGAAACAACUAAUGAUUUUAUUGAAGAGUAUACUGAUAAAGAACAAGACUGUUUACCGCAUAUUUUACCUGAAACUACAAUGUUUAGUUUUCACAGACCUGAAAAUAAUCCAGUGAGAGUACCCCGAAAAUAUAAACAUUUGUAUGUUGUUGUCAAGAAUGCCAAGCCUGCUCACGAAUGCUUUGAAGAUGGACAAAACCAACAGCUUCAAGAUGAUGUCGAGUAUUUGUUAGAUGGUUUAAAACCUUCACAUGCAAUAUCUACUCGAUGUUUGAGUGCUCUGGAUCUUGCGCUAAAGACAACUGCAUCAGGAUUUCGAAUGUAUUUAAAAGCCCAUGGAGUUAUUCCAAAAGUGUUUAGUCUUUUAGAAGAUGCAUUAGAAGAUGAGCAAUUGGCCUUGUGUACAGCUGCUUUUAUGUAUACACUUGCAAAAGAUCGAUCAACAAUUGAUUUCAACAAAGAUAAUAUAGGUAAUUAUUUUUUUGUGACUUACUGGGGCUAA